Molecule: messenger RNA, 623 nt
Organism: Camellia sinensis
Lineage: Eukaryota; Viridiplantae; Streptophyta; Magnoliopsida; Ericales; Theaceae
Source: RefSeq, a predicted model, not a curated record
UACUCAUGCUAGAAGGAAGGGUGAAGAGUACAUGAGGAGGAAGUAUGACUAUGAGGUGAAAGUUUCGCAUGGUUACAAAUCUAGGGAAGGUUAUCUCCCUGGAAAGAGAGCGAGAAUCAGAAGGAAGGGAGAAGGUUCCCAAAGGAGUCAUCAAAUUACCAGUAGUCCUACCAAAAGAUAUCAUGUUAAUAGCAGAAGUUACUGCAGUGAUAAGGUUAGAGUGGAAAGCUCAAGUGAGCAAACAAGAAUGAAGCCACCGACAGCAGACUCAAUUGACUGUUGUGAUCUUGGACAACUGAAAUCAUCAUCUGCUGCAUUUACAAAGCAUCAUGAGCAAGAAACCCUGAAGCAAUGUUAUUUUUUGAGGACACAAAGAGAAGAUGAUAACUCCACUACCAAUGAGCAAGACUUGAAAAGGGGUCGUUCUAAAUUGGAGCGCUGGACGAGUUAUGAUGAGGAUUAGAGAAGAUGUUAAAAAACUGAAGAAAUCAGAGUUGAGUUCAAGUGUCCAAUCAAACAUCAACAUCUUGCUAAGAAGCCACAUCUUUCUGCAGCUCAAAUGCAUGUAGAUCAGACAACCUCAAAGUUUUCCAAGCGGGUGAUCACUGCAAGUUGCAAAUUAC